UUUAUAAGUGAUCUGUCAUCUUCCGCUGCAACAGGUGAGCGCUGAGGUUUGACUUUCCCAUUUCUCCAGACGUCCUCGCACUUCUCCAAAGUUCUGGACGAGCUUUAAUCAUGGCCACAAACGUCCAAGAAAACAUAUAUGAACAAAUCAACGAGAGGACCGAAAACAUAUAUGAGAAGCCAUAUGAGAAGCCGUAUGAGAAUAUAAACAGUGACACAGAGCCGAAAUAUGAGAAUCAAGACGCGCAUGAGGAACCGAUCUACAGCACUCCAGACUACAUGGAUAUGAGAGAAACAACUGAGGAAGACGCUCAGCUUUCACCCUCCAGUGAACGAGGAGAGCAGCUCGAAAGCGAGAUAAUGGUGGCGUCUCUGCAGAAUGGAGAUGGAUACGGGUCUGGAAGGUCUUCAUCUUUAGAGGGAACUGGAGACCCUUGUGAUGACCAGCCCUCACUGGUCCACGAAGACCUGCUUAUGGCUUACAGUCUCCCAGAAGACACAUCUCCAGAACCUGAGGAGGUAGUUGACUACAGCUUGAAGAACGUGGAGAACAGCGACGUGGAGGAGACCACUGCGGUUACCGACCCUACCCAGCCUGAAAUCGCGCUUUUUGUCAAGGCUGGUUGUGAUGGCGAGAGCAUCGGAAACUGUCCGUUCUCCCAACGCCUCUUCAUGAUCCUCUGGCUCAAAGGUGUGGUCUUCAACGUCACCACUGUCGACCUCAAGAGGAAACCAGCUGAUUUGCACAAUUUGGCUCCAGGCACUCACCCUCCUUUCCUGACCUAUAACGGUGAGGUGAAGACAGACAUUAACAAGAUCGAGGAGUUCCUGGAGGAGGUUUUGGCACCACCAAAGUACCCCAAACUUGCAGCCAGGAACAGGGAGUCAAACACAGCUGGGAAUGACAUAUUUGCAAAGUUCUCAGCUUUCAUAAAAAACACAAAGCCAGAUGCGAAUGAAGCUCUGGAGAAGGGUUUGACAAAGGCACUCAAGAAGCUGGACGACUACCUGAACAGUGCCUUGCCUGAUGAGGUAGAUGCCGACAGCAUGGAGGAGGAGAAGGUCUCCAACCGCAAGUUCCUGGACGGGAACGAUCUGACUCUGGCAGACUGCAACCUGCUGCCAAAGCUCCACAUAGUGAAGGUCGUUGCCAAGAAAUAUCGUAACUAUGACAUUUCCAGCGAUUUGACAGGAGUGUGGCGUUAUCUGAACAGCGCGUAUGCACAAGAAGAGUUCACCAACACUUGUGCCGCAGACAACGAGAUCGAAAUGGCAUAUCAGGAUGUGGCUAAGAGGCUGAAGAAGUAAACGGAUCAACAAAUUUGACUCAACCAGACUUGGGGUAGAUAUUUUCUUUGGGAAAAGAUGAUGUUUUCCAUGUAAUUCAAAACUAUUGAUCCCAAACUACAAGUUAGUAGUUUCUUUCAUCCAGGGCCCUGAUAAUCAAUCAUCCAUUGAAUUAAGGACUGGUGCUCUGAUAUACAGUAAUUAUGAAACACCUCAUUUGCCUGUCUGUGAGAACUGCGACUCAGAUGUGAAUCCAAAAUAUCAGCCCAUACUUACCAGCUCUCAUUUAUCUGUUGCUCAUAUAAAUAUCGUCCUAAGCAACUUUGCUGUUGUCUCUAUUUAAAGAGACUUCACAUUACUUUUUUCUGUUCUUUUUUUCAGCAUAGACAACAGUUCUUCUUGUUUCCUUCUAUUUAUCAUAUCAUGCACUGAUUCUUGAGAUAUGGGACAAAACAUGUUCCACUGCAUCAGAAUGAAUCAAAUAUGAUCACUAAUUGAUCCAAAAUAUUUUUGAUACAUAAACUGCCGCUCAAAAUGUUGAAGUUGGUAAGAUUUAAAAAAAAAAAAAUGUUUUUAUGCUCACCAAGGCUGCAAUUGUUAAUACAGUAAAAGCAGUAAUAUCGUGAAAUAUUAUUACCAUAUAUAAUAACUUUUUUUCUAUUUUAUUAUAUUUUAAAAUGCUGUAAUUGCAGAGCUGAAUUUCUGGCAUCAUUACUCCAGUCUUCAGUGUCACAUGAUCCUUCAGAAAUCAUUCUAAUAGGCUGAUUUGCUGCUCAGGAAACAUUUCUUAUUAUUAUCAAUGUUGAAAACAGUUGUGCUGCUUCAUAUUUUUAAGGAAACUGUGAUACAUUUUUUCUGGAUUGAUGGAUGGAAAGUUCAAAAGGAUUUAUUUGAAAAAGAAAUGCUUUUUAACAAUGUAAAAGUCUUUGCUGUCACUUUUGAUCAAUUUAAUGGUGAAUGAAAGUAUUAAUUUCUCUUUUAAAAAACUUACUAAUCUCAAACUUGUAAAUGUUAGUGUAAACUUUUUUGUGUUUAACCUGCCUUGUCCCAGUACUCAAGGAUCAGAGCAUUACAUAACCUCUCUGAUUUUUUUAUCAGUCAUACGUACAUGACAGUUGAACAAGCUUGCUCACUUUCACUUCUAAUAUUGCAUUCCGUUAUGUUGUUAUUAUUAUUUGUGUAUAAUGCAUGCAAAGAUCUAAUGUGAGCUGCAGGAUAAACUUAAAGCAGAAAAGUUGGUCUGUCCUAAGCAGCUUCUAAAACUAAUCAAAUAUGAUUUCUGGUUUUUGUACGUGUUUCAUAGGUUUUUGUUUUCUGAAUGCGCACUAAAUGAAUGAUUUAAUGAGGAUCUAAUUUAAUAUGUGCCUUCAUUAGAAGAAAUGCAGUGUGGCAAAUACAGCAUAUUAAUGCUGUUAAUGAUCAUUUCUAGCUAAAUAUCCUGCUCUUUUAUUACUUAUUAAAAGCCACUAACAGAGUUUCCGUAAACGGUUUACAAAAAAUUCUCAAUUCUUCACUGCCUCAUGUAAUUUCUUUGUAAAGUACAAGUUGUUCAGACUUUCCUCUGUUAUUUCUCAGAACUCAUAUCAUUUUGUCUUAUCUCAAAGUGUUUAACAUCAAUCAACGCUGGAUAUAUCAUACUUAAAUAUUUAUUCACAACCCCGUUUAUGGGAAAUUAAUGAGCUGAGGUGGAAAGGAGAUUCACGACACACAGCGGUCCACCGAAAUGGAGAAUAAGGAAAUCUGAUCGGGCGUCCGUCCAGGUCUCCUCCUCUCCACUUAACACUGCUGGAAUAUCAUAGGGCCCAUGAUAGGUCCUUGUGGAGCUCCUGCUCUUGUGUGGUUUGGACAAGCGUUUGAUAUGAAAUGAGAGUGUGGCGCCAGAGAGGCCUAUUCCGAAUGAAGCUCUAUGAAUAAAAUAAUAUUUUCACA
Ctenopharyngodon idella (grass carp) is the source of this 3215-nucleotide messenger RNA. RefSeq names its product chloride intracellular channel 5b (gene clic5b). The transcript has 6 exons. The record is from RefSeq and is a predicted model, not a curated record. Bases 111 to 1307 code for a protein of 398 amino acids. NCBI's taxonomy places the organism in Eukaryota, Metazoa, Chordata, Actinopteri, Cypriniformes, Xenocyprididae.